Molecule: messenger RNA, 3521 nt
Organism: Neohortaea acidophila
Lineage: Eukaryota; Fungi; Ascomycota; Dothideomycetes; Mycosphaerellales; Teratosphaeriaceae
Product: glycoside hydrolase superfamily
Exons: 5
Coding region: 368-3166 (932 amino acids)
Biological process (GO): carbohydrate metabolic process; peptidoglycan turnover
Molecular function (GO): hydrolase activity, hydrolyzing O-glycosyl compounds
Source: RefSeq, a predicted model, not a curated record
GCUUCUGGCGUUGCUGCUCGUUGGUCGCAAGGUAGCACGCCUCGGCAGGCGCCGGGCGAUCUCGCUGCAACGCCGGUCCGCUCGGGACUUGCACCUCAUCCUCACCGCGGACCUAGCCCGACGCAACGUCCUUCGUAGCCUUGCUCCUCCGAAGAUCCUCCCUACACGUGCAGCACCAGCGUCGCAUAAGUCGCAUGCGGCUCGGCCAAGUCACUCGGCCAUGCGACGGCCCUCGGAGGCGCCAAGCUGACCCAACCAGACCCGCAACCUCGCCCGGCGACACACCUCCUCCGCCGUAACAUCGCCCACGUGCCUGGCACGUGGAGCUCCGGUGUCCGCUGCAGUCAAUCCGCCGCGCAUCGGCAUCAUGCAAGGCGACGAUGGAGCCCUCGCUCCCAUCUGGGACGACGUCGAUCGGACUCUGGGACAGCUCUUUAUGAUGGGCUUUGAAGGCAACACCGUGACUCCUCAGAUCCGACAGUUGAUUGAAGAGAACCAUAUCGGUUCCAUCCUGCUGACUGCCAAAAACCUAACCUCUGCGGAACAAGCGACACAGAUUUGUCGAGAACUGCAACAAAUUGCUUACGAUGCCGGCCACCCGGUACCACUCUCCAUCGGCAUCGACCAGGAGAAUGGCGGGGUCAAUAGUCUUUUUGACGAGAUCUACAUCCGACAGUACCCAUCAGCGAUGGGCAUCGCUGCGACUGGAUCCAAGACGUUGGCCUAUGAGGUCGCCAAAGCCACUGCCGAAGAGAUUGGGGCAUGUGGCAUCAACUUGAUGAUGGGCCCGUGUCUCGACGUCCUCACCAACGCCAGGAAUCAGCCCCUGGGCGUACGAACUACUGGAGAUGAUCCCCAGGAAGUAUCGGCAUACGGCAUCGCGAUGAUGAAGGGCUACAAAGACGCCGGACUCGCCACGAUGGGCAAGCAUUUUCCCUCUUACGGAAGCCUGGAGUUUUUGGGAUCCGCUUUAGACGUCCCGACAAUCACGGAGAGCCUAGAGUCGUUGAGUCUCAAUGCGCUUGUACCUUUUCGAAACGCCAUCAAGGAAGGUCUGGAUGCGAUGAUGGUGGGUGGAUGCGCCAUGUCUUCUGCCGGCCUCAACGUGAUGCACGCAUGCUUGUCCGAACAGGUCGUCAACGACUUGCUGCGUCACGACCUAAAAUUCGAUGGAGUCACCAUAUCCGACUGCUUGGAGAUGGAGGCUCUCAGUCAUAAUAUUGGCGUCGGUGGAGGCACGGUCAUGGCCAUCAACGCGGGAUGUGAUAUUGUCCUACUCUGCCGGUCCUUCCAACACCAACAGGAAGCCAUCGCCGGAUUCAAGCUGGGCCUGGAGAACGCGAUGAUGACCAAAGAACGAAUCCAGACAUCGUUGAAACGCGUGCUGAAGAUGAAGGCAAAGUGCACGUCUUGGGAGAAGGCUCUGAAUCCUCCAGGGCCCGAUUUGUUAUCGAAACUGCAGCCAUCUCAUACCACACUCUCCACGAAAGCAUACAACUCAUCCAUCACGGUCGUUCGGGACCAAGGUCACCUACUUCCGUUGACCAACAUUAUGGAACCGGAGGACGAGCUGCUGCUUUUGACCCCGCUAGUCAAGCCUCCUGCGGCCUCUGCGGCGACUCGAGCCCUGCACGAGCUGUCUUCCAACGACUCCCCCGAGCCUCUAAUAUGGGAGCGCAGCGAGUCUGUGAUGAGCGGAGAGCGCGUGUUCCGAGAGCUUGGCCGAUCACUUGCUCGUCAGCGCAGCGGCCGGGUGCUGCACACUUCAUAUACCGCGAACGGAGUACGGCCGCAGCAUGAGAACCUGAUCAAUCGGGCAGGCGCCAUCAUCAUCGUCACGGCCGAUGCGAAUCGUAAUCUCUACCAACACGGAUUUACCAAGCAUGUGGCGAUGAUAUGUAACAUGCAGUACUCCUCUGGCGGCGAGAAGCGAGAGAAGCCGCUCGUGGUGGUCGCCGUCAGCUCUCCUUAUGACUUUGCCAUGGACAAAUCGAUUGGCACGUAUGUGUGCACGUACGAUUUCACCGAGACCGCCCUGAUCUCGCUGGUGAAGGUGCUCUACGGCGAAUUCUCGCCUGCCGGUUCUCUUCCGGGCACCAUCAGUCAGAGCCAGAAGCUGUCGCACUCCAAACAGCAUUGGCUGGUGGAGGCCUUUAAUGAAGAGAGGGACUCGAAUGCCCUCGACAACCUGCUCAAGGUGACGGUGGAAGGCAACGCGCCAGGUGUGCACUCGGAACUGUCCGGCGCAACAUCCAGCUCGUUUCUCCUUCACAACUCCGAGGUGCUGGAAGCACAUUUUGUUGUGCGAAACAGCAGUACGCAAGCGCUAUACGGCUUCUGCUCGACUUACUUUUUUGUAGCGACCGGGACUGGAGUCAUCGGCGCCAUCUUCGUGGACCCCGGCCGCCGGAAACUGUCCAUCGGGCACUCCCUUCACAACCGCGCGAUCCGCACACUCCUGCAACGGGAGGGCAUCAAACGCUUCCAACUCGGCUCGCGACUGCCCAGUAUAUACCUUGGGCUACCCACGGGGCAUGGUUCGGAACGCAAGCGUCUGCGCUCCUGGUUCGCCAAUCUCGGGUGGAAUACCGCGCUUUCGCGCUCGGUAUGCAGCAUGGUGGCUCGGAACCUUUCCAGCUGGUCUCCGCCGCACGGCAUGGCCAAGAGCCUGCAGAGUGCCGGGGUGGAGUUUGACUUGGUGUAUGGCUGGGACCACGCGGGGCCGGUGUUGGAUCACAUCAAGACGAACAAUCGACAGGGACUGGCCGCAGUAUACAAGAUGGCGCUGUCCGACCGGGCUGCGUGUGGCAUCAUCCGAGCCAAGCGGCCGGAGGACGGGGCGAUAUUGGGGACGGUGGUGAUGUACAACAUGCAAUCUCAGUUCGCCGAGUUUGUGCCAGCAAUGAAGGACAUUGGCGAGCUGGCGGGCGGCAUCUCCUCGCCGGUCAUCAGCCCAUCGGCGGGCGAGUUUUCUACUCUUUUGCAAGGGCUGAUCUUGCUGGGGAUGCGGCAGAUCAAGCAGCAGGGCUGCAGCGUGUGCAUCUUGGACUAUAUGGACGGCGAUGGCAACUUUGACGGCCUGAGCGCGAUGGGAUUUAGUGUGCUGAACAAUUUCGAGGAGGUGUCCUGCGAUGCGGCCACGUGGACGAUGAUACCGCCAUCGUAGCCGCUGCGUGUCGGGCAGACGCUUAUCAGUCGGCUGGGCCGAGGGCAUCUUGUUAUCUACGGUGGGGAGCACUUGCUCAUCACGUAGAGGAUCGGCGGGGUUGUGCAAUAUUGCACAUCGGAGCAUCGGGCUUCCGAGAUGAAGGAUCCGAGGCGGGGUUGGGCAGAGGGGUCAACUCGACGCGCGCGGAGAGAAGCAGGGACAGAUGAGGCGCUACUUUGACCUGGACGACUUGAUGUCGUUGGGAUGCCGCUGAUCUUUGCCAUCGCCGGGCUCGAACAAGCAAGGAAGGGAGGCAAGAGAUGGGGAGAGCGAAAGGAGAAUGAUGUCGUGAUUAGCAGGCAGCAGGGAAGCG